AUGACAACUAUAUCCACACGAGGUGAAUCCGAACACUCUGAACACCAUGUCGAGACAAUUCCAAGUUCUCCAAUGGAUGAUGACCAUGGUGAAACUGUGGAGGCAAACAUUACAGGUGAUUGUGAUAAUGCCGAAGGUGAAAUUGCUAUAGUUUCAGGGAAGAAAAGAUCCAUAGUGUGGAACCACUUUGAAAAGAAAAAGAUAAAAGGGGAAGACAAAGCAGUUUGCAAAUAUUGUCAUAAACCAUUAGGAGGAAAAAACACAAAUGGGACUAAGCAUCUACACGCACACAUGAAAAGAUGUCCUCGAUGUAAACAGCAAGACAUAAGACAAUCAAUAAUCACUCCGAGUAAAAAAAGUGACGGAAGAAGUCAGCUUAACACGUACAGUUUUGAUCAAUCGUUCGCUAGGAAGGAACUUGCUUAUAUGAUAACCAUACACGAGUAUCCGCUUUCCAUCGUUGAACAUGCCGGAUUUAGACGAUAUUCAAAUGCGCUUCAACCGUUGUUUAAGGUGGUAUCUCGAAGCACAGUUAAAAGGGAUAUCCUUAAAAUCUAUGAUGAAGAAAAAACUAAAACAAUGGAGGUGCUACAAAAACAUCAAGGUAAAAUUGCGUUGACUACUGAUAUGUGGACUAGUAAGCAAAAGAAAGGAUACAUGGUUAUUACGGCUCAUUUCAUCGAUGAAUCGUUGAUCUUGCAAAGCCGAAUUAUCAGGUUUAUGUAUGUGCCAUGUCCGCACACGGCUGAAGUCCUGUCAGCCGCAUUGAUGGAGUGUCUGCUAGACUGGAAUAUCGAUGGUAAAGUAUCCACUCUUACUGAUGAUAAUUGUUACACUAAUGAUCUUAUGAUCCAACUUCUCCUAGAAAAAUUAUCAAGUAACUUACUGUCGGGUGGAGAUAUUUUUCAUAUGCAUUGUUGUGCACACAUAUUAGCUCUUAUAGUCAAGAAAGGAUUAGAGGGGAUCAAAGGAGCAAUCGAAUUGAUUCGUAAUAGUGUUGCUUACUGGAAAGCAACACCAAAACGAGUUGAGAAAUUUGAAGAGGCCGCCCGUCAACUAAAUAUUUCGAGUAUAAAUAAGUUAGUUCUUGAUUGUGAGACAAGAUGGAACUCAACAUACCUGAUGCUUAAUACUGUUAUUAAGUAUCAGAAGGUUUUUGCUCGACUAAAGCAACGUGAGCCACAGUAUGAUUGUUUGCCAGAUGAUGAAGAUUAG
This is a messenger RNA of Papaver somniferum (opium poppy), 1215 nucleotides long. RefSeq names its product zinc finger BED domain-containing protein RICESLEEPER 2-like. Lineage: Eukaryota; Viridiplantae; Streptophyta; Magnoliopsida; Ranunculales; Papaveraceae. Gene Ontology annotation, molecular function: DNA binding. The coding region runs from base 1 to 1215 and encodes 404 amino acids. The record is from RefSeq and is a predicted model, not a curated record. The transcript has 2 exons.